Messenger RNA from Leucoraja erinaceus (little skate), 423 nucleotides. Its product is annotated as rab GDP dissociation inhibitor alpha-like. Gene Ontology annotation, biological process: small GTPase-mediated signal transduction; vesicle-mediated transport. The transcript has 3 exons. The record is from RefSeq and is a predicted model, not a curated record. Lineage: Eukaryota; Metazoa; Chordata; Chondrichthyes; Rajiformes; Rajidae. Gene Ontology annotation, molecular function: Rab GDP-dissociation inhibitor activity. The annotation marks the transcript as partial. Gene Ontology annotation, cellular component: cytoplasm.
AUGCCCCUGUACACGGAGGUGACUCGAUACCUGAAUAUUUUCAAGGUGUUGGAAGGCAGCUUCGUACUACAGGCCGGCAAAAUCUACAGGGUGCCCUCGACAGAGACCAGGAGCCCUGGCCACCAGGAGGUGACGGACUGUUCUUGUGUGUCGGGCAGGUACCUGGACCUCCCCUGCUUGGAGACCAUCAACCGCAUCAAGCUGUACAGUGAGUCCUUGGCACGAUACGGCAAGAGCCCCUACCUCUACCCCCUCUACGGACUGGGAGAGCUGCCGCAGGGAUUCGCCAGGCUGAGUGCGAUCUACGGCGGCACCUACAUGUUGAACAAAGCCGUGGACCAGCUGGUGAUCGAGAACAAUCGCGUCGUGGGAGUCAAGUCAGAAGGAGAGGUAAUCUCUCCCACCCUCCCUGUCCCUGCCUCC